GUUUUUCUUCCCGCAGUGGCUCCCGACGCCAUCCACCACCACGUCAAGACGUGUCGGGACAACAUCCGCAACAUGCACUUCAUCGCUCCCGAGUACGGAACGGCGGGGGUGGGCCUGACGCCGGCGGCGGACGUGUACGCCUUCGGCAUGUGCGCGCUAGAGAUGGCUGCGCUGGAAAUCCAGGGCAACGGGGACUCGGGGCAGGGCGUGACGGAGGAGCACAUCCGGCGCACCAUCGACUCACUGGACGACGUGCGCCAGAGAGACUUCAUCCGCCGCUGCCUUCACCGCGACCCCACGAAGCGGCCGCCCGCGCGCGACCUGCUCUUCCACCCGCUGCUCUUCGAAGUGCACCCGCUGCGGUUGCUCGCUGCUCACGCCCUCG
Gryllus bimaculatus (two-spotted cricket) is the source of this 385-nucleotide messenger RNA. The record is from the annotation of a GenBank genome assembly. Lineage: Eukaryota; Metazoa; Arthropoda; Insecta; Orthoptera; Gryllidae.